Messenger RNA from Drosophila sulfurigaster albostrigata, 1911 nucleotides. It is a transcript of the gene Gr33a, whose product is annotated as gustatory and pheromone receptor 33a. Gene Ontology annotation, biological process: sensory perception of taste. Bases 328 to 1734 code for a protein of 468 amino acids. The transcript has 5 exons. The record is from RefSeq and is a predicted model, not a curated record. Gene Ontology annotation, cellular component: neuronal cell body; axon; dendrite. Lineage: Eukaryota; Metazoa; Arthropoda; Insecta; Diptera; Drosophilidae.
UUCUAUCCUUCACUUCUACUUUCCAGUUGUUCCCACAACAUUUCGCUCAGUGCACACUUGCUUGUUCACAUUUAAUAAACUAAAAGCAUUGACAGCGACCCCCUAAACGGUUUUCGGAGGGGAAGGCGAAGCGUAACUCCGAAGAUAUUUAUCUUAAACAUAUGCGCAUUAUACACACAAUGAAACCGUUUUUAUUAUGCCCACAACCCAUACAAAAAUAUCGAGUAAAUAUGGAAACCCUUUUGGCCCAGUCAAUUUAGUUAAACAUUCGAGCCGCAUCGAGUCAGUUAUUACACGGAAAACAAGUUGAACCACAAAGCAGUCAAAAUGAUACAAAUUAUGAACUGGCUUUCCAUGGCCAUUGGCUUGAUACCCUUGAAUCGUCAGCAAUUGCAAUCGAAUUUUCUGGUGGAUUACGUGAUGAUGGUUUUGGUGCCGUGUCUUUAUCUCAUUGCAUAUUUCGGGAUUAUUUUGAUGCAACGCUUUGGUCUUGCUUUUCUCGAUGCUUGCAACAGCGUUUGUCGCCUGAGCAACAAUCUCUUUAUGCAUCUCGGUGCAUUUCUCUAUGUGACCAUCUUUGUGAUGAGUUUGUAUCGUCGCAAGCAGUUCUUUGUGGAUUUCGAAACACAUCUCGCCGAGAUCGAUGUCGUCAUCCAAAAGUGUCGCCAAGUUGCUGAUCUUGAUAAAUCGCGUGUCAAAGCGGUCAAGCAUAGUGUUGCUUAUCACUUCACCUGGCUCUUUGUUUUUGGCGUCUUCAUUUUUGCCUUGUACUACGAUGCAAGCGCUUUGUAUGGCACCUUCGGCGAGUAUGCGAUAAUACCAUUCAUGGUAUCGAGUUUUCCAUAUCUGGCUGGCAGCAUCAUUCAAGGGGAAUUCAUCUAUCAUGUGUCUGUCAUUUCGAAUCGCUUUGAGCAAAUUAACACGCUAUUCGAGAAAAUUAACCAGGAGGCACGUCGUCGGCAUGCUCCAAUCCAAGUGUUCGACAUCGAGAGCGAGGGCAAGAAGCAGGAGCGGAAAUCGGCAGUAAUGGCAACCAAAACAGCAUUUGGCAUUGAGCAAAAACUGGCCGAUGAAAUGAAACGUCAAAAGUCGCCGCAUGAGGAUGAGGACGAGAUGAAUACCAGCGAUGAGGAGGACGAUGAUAUUUUUGAUUACAAUGAUACCAAUACCGAGAACACUGAGAGCACCUCGGAGACCAAUUUGCCGGAUCUGUUUAAGCUGCACGACAAAAUCCUCUCGCUGAGUGUGCUGACCAAUGGCGAAUUUGGACCGCAAUGCGUUCCCUAUAUGGCGGCCUGUUUUGUGGUCAGCAUUUUUGGCAUAUUCCUCGAGACCAAGGUCAAUUUCAUUGUGGGCGGCAAGAGUCCAGUGCUCGACUACAUGACUUACUUGUAUGUCAUCUGGAGCAUCACCACAAUGGUUGUGGCUUAUAUUGUGCUGCGUCUCUGCUGCAAUGCCAACAAUCACUCGAAGCAAUCGGCCAUGAUUGUGCACGAGAUCAUGCAGAAGAAGCCAGCUUUUAUGCUCAGCAACGAUCUCUUCUACAACAAGAUGAAAUCUUUUACUCUACAAUUCCUUCAUUGGGAAGGAUACUUUCAGUUCAAUGGCAUCGGACUCUUUGCCCUCGACUACACAUUCAUUUUCUCGACUGUUAGCGCCGCCACAUCGUAUUUGAUUGUGCUGCUGCAGUUUGACAUGACGGCCAUUCUUCGCAGCGAAGGUCUGAUGACCUAAACGCGCGCUCUGCAAAUUGAAUUAUUCGACACGUUCGGGCGAUUUUUGCUACAUUUUGCUUGCUUUUACUUUUUGCAAAACAUUUUUAAUAGCACAACAAAAAAGAUUACCUGCACCACUUGGCAUCGAAUGCGAAAUACGCUUUCAAUCGAUAGAGAAAUUAUUUCUUGUUUGAAA